CCCGCCCCGUCGUCCACCGUUCAGUCUGCGGUGGUAAGUACCCUGCAAGGGAGUGAAGAAAGCCCUCCCACAACCAGGAUGUUGUCUUCGGCCACACUGUGCCAAACUGGAGCCUGGCGAGUUGUGACCGCGACUCAGUGGCGAUUUAUGAGGGACAGGGGAUGCUGGUUUGCACGUUUGCCAGAAUGUUUCUCUGUCCCAAAGACCAGAAGCACGAGUCCUUCCCUUCCCUGCUCCCCCUUAAGCCAUUACCGAUGCUUUAGUGCCUCUGCUGCUAGUCGCAACUCUUCAUCAUCACCUCAUCAGAAAACCCCGUCCUACAGCUAUGUCGUCGUUGGGGCCGGGUCGGCGGGCUGUGUCCUUGCCAACCGUCUCUCAGAAGAUGCCCAUGAGUCUGUGCUGCUGCUGGAGGCUGGGCCCAAGGACAUGGUGCUAGGCAGCAUACGGUUGUCAUGGAAGACGCACAUGCCGGCAGCACUGACCUACAACCUCUGUGACAACAAGUAUAACUGGUCCUACCACACUUUACCCCAGGCCCACAUGGACAACCGGGUGAUGUACUGGCCGAGGGGUCGUGUUUGGGGCGGGUCCUCCUCGCUCAACGCCAUGGUUUACAUCCGCGGACACGCCGAAGAUUACAACCGCUGGCAGAGAGAGGGGGCAGAGGGCUGGGAUUAUGAACACUGUCUGCCAUACUUCAGGAAAGCUCAGUGUCAUGAGCUCGGAGGAAAUAGGUAUCGAGGUGGUAGUGGACCUCUUCAUGUGUCCAGAGGGAAGACCAGCCACCCCCUUCACAAGGCUUUUAUUGAGGCGGGGCAGCAGGCGGGAUACCCCUUCACUGACGACAUGAAUGGACACCAACAGGAAGGCUUGGGCUGGAUGGAUAUGACCAUUUAUAAUGGGAAGAGGUGGAGCACGGCCAGCGCCUACCUGAGGCCUGUCCUGGGUCGACCCAACCUGAAGACAGAGGUGCGCUGCCUCACCUCCAAGAUCCUGUUUGAUGGAAACCGUGCCGUGGGAGUUGAAUACAUACAGAAGGGACAGAAGAAGAGGGUGUUUGCAGAUAAAGAGCUGAUAUUGAGCGGAGGAGCCAUCAACUCCCCUCAGCUUCUCAUGCUGUCUGGGGUGGGAAACGCUGACGACCUAAAACAACUCGACAUCCCUGUGGUUCAGCACCUACCAGGUGUUGGCAGUAACCUGCAGGAUCAUUUGGAGCUGUACGUCCAGCAGCAGUGCACUCAGCCCAUCACCCUGUACAAGGCACAGAAACCUUUCCACAUGGUCAAGAUAGGCCUCGAGUGGCUCACCCUGUUCACGGGUUACGGAGCAACAGCCCACCUGGAAAGCGGUGGGUUCAUCCGCAGUCGGCCCCAUGUCACACACCCCGACAUCCAGUUCCACUUCCUGCCCUCGCAGGUGAUUGACCACGGAAGAGUUGCCUCUAAGCUAGAGGCGUAUCAGGUUCAUGUGGGACCAAUGAGAAGCACCAGUAUCGGCUGCAUGAAGCUGAAGAGCACCAACCCUCUGGAUCACCCGAGUCUCCAGCCCAACUAUCUCUCCACUGAUGUCGAUGUGUGGGAGUUCAGAGAGUGUGUUAAACUCUCCAGAGAGAUUUUUGCUCAGAAGGCCUUCGAUCCAUUCCGCGGCACCGAAGCCCAGCCUGGUCUUCAGGUCCAAUCCGACGCCGACAUUGACGCUUUUGUCCGCCGAAAGGCCGACAGCGCCUACCAUCCGUCCUGCACCUGCAAGAUGGGCUCGCCCUCCGACCCGAUGGUGGUCGUCGACUCCAACACACGGGUUUUGGGUCUUGAGCGGCUGCGUGUGGUCGACGCCUCCAUCAUGCCCAGCAUCGUCAGCGGCAACCUGAAUGCGCCGACCAUCAUGAUGGCAGAGAAGGCUGCUGACAUCAUCAGGGGUCGGCCUCCUCUCGUCGACGCAGGGGUUCCCGUGUACCAACCACCAACGCUCGAUCGGUGAUGUGUUGUCAGUCAUUAGGCAACAGCAGCAGUGAGCAGCUGGUUAGGAGGAUCUUUCAUCUGUCAACUAAUGUGAGUGUGAGUGUUUUCUUAAUUUUGAAUACUGGGGAAUUUUAACAGUUUACAUCUGAAAUUCAGUUUUACAACGAUUAUAUAGAACCAGUGGCCGUGUUCUCACAGCCACACAGCAGUUUUAAUGUUGUGGCAGAAUAUACAAAUAUAAUAUACAUUCUAUGUGUAUAUCGACUCAACUUUACAUAUACUGACUUUCUGCACCAGUUGUUAGUGUUUGUGUUUGAACUCACUUCAACUUCAUCCAGUAUUUCUUGAACCAGCUGCAGUAAUUUUUUAAGCCUUUUAGAACUUGGACAUUUUGAUGAUACUCUGUUAUCCUGAGGUAAAGUGAAAUCCCACAGCACAAGGCAUGUUUUGAAUCCAUCUCAAGUUUUUAAAAAAAGGGACUUUUUUAAUAAUCCCAUGACGAUCAGCAGUCUGCUUUCUUUACCCCAGCAGUCUCAGCAGCAGGUUGGGUUAUUUAUCUGCUCUAACCAAUUAUCACCAUAGUAACAUGCCUCUUCCUUCCUGCAAACUUGCAGAUUAAAGAUUUUGACAAAAUACUUUAUUUUUAGGUUUGCUGUCAACAUUGUAAUAAUAAAAAACAAUAUACUUUUAGUAAAAAAGUAGAAAUUUAGCCUCAUUCAUUUUAUUGACAGUAAAACACAGUUUGGAGUUUUAUCAACAGACUGACAACAAAUGUCAAUAGUUCAUUUAUAAAUUCCACAGUAUGAACUCUAUCCUCAUCCGGUGCUGAGACUUGAGCCUGGGGCUGUUAACCAGAUGUCACAACCAGAUGUGUUUCAUGUGUAAAAAGAAAAGCACACAGCUCAUUUUCUGUUGGGAUCUGGCAUCAGUUAAAACAAAAAGACUCACACAUGUACGGCACAAUCAGAGAAGAACUUUCCUUCUUCUACUCCACUACUUGUUCUACAUUUCAUCAGUGGGCACGUCAUGAAGCAGAUACAGGAUCAAUCUGUUUAAAUGCUUCAGAUGAAGACUGAUCUUCCUGAUGUGGGAAAUUUGUUAUUUUGGAUGAUCAAGUUUUUCAGCUCCAAGCUUUUAGCUGCUUUUUGGUUCAGUCUGCUGCAGUAGCAAUAAAUGCAAAUGAUAUCUCCGAUUAUGAAAUCCUGCUAAUAUAGAUAUUGUGUUCAAACUCUCUAUAUGUAACAUAUACACUAAAAACUUUAAAUUAACAUGAACUAAAAAGUAGAAAAAAAAACAAUUGCACAUUUAUUUCUAUGUUUACAAAGAAGCUUGAUUGUGUUGAACUGACCAGAUAAAAUGAAGUAUGAUAACACCACAGCAGCCUAUAAGAUAAUGUGACCAUAUAUAUACAGUGGUGUUAUAACUAGUGUGGAUCAAGUUCUAGAAUCAGCUUCACUGAAAAUCUUAAAUUCAUACAUGAGGUAUUAAUUAAAUUCAUGUUUUAUGAUGUCUGCUCUAAGGGAAACAGCAAUGUGUUCAAAUGAUGUCUUAUAGUCUUAUUAAGCUUUGCACUACGCUAUGAAGUAUCUAACUGACGAUAAUUGUUUACAUUAUAUAGGGUUGCACAAAAUUACGUUUGUAUUUAAAUCAUUUUCAUGUGUAUUAAUGAAGGAUCACGAAGGGAAAUUAAUUGUGAAAAUUCACACAGUAUUAUGUUUGCAUGUUUUUUUUGUGUGGUUUGUACGAUAAGCAAACGUCCUGACUUUGUCCUCAUUUCAUUCAGACUUUAUUUAGUCCUUAAAAAAAAUCCUCAGCAAGUGCAUUGUCAUUUCAGGCAAGAAGUAAAACGUACAAAACUGGGUUUGUGUUUACAUUGGUACAAAAGGUACGAGUACGUUUGCUACAAAGUAGACAGAGCUAUGUUUGUUUUUUAAUUUUCAUACAACAAUUGGGUAGAAAGCAGAAAUCUUCAAGUUCAUCACUGACUUUUUACAAACAACUGUACAGAUUUUAUACAUCAUCGUUGUCGUUUCAUAUUCAUCUGCAAAACAUUCGAACAGUACAAAAAAAUAAAGCUGUCAGUUGCACAACAA
Hippoglossus stenolepis (Pacific halibut) is the source of this 4051-nucleotide messenger RNA. It is a transcript of the gene chdh, whose product is annotated as choline dehydrogenase. The transcript is spliced from 10 exons. Gene Ontology annotation, molecular function: choline dehydrogenase activity; flavin adenine dinucleotide binding. The record is from RefSeq and is a predicted model, not a curated record. Gene Ontology annotation, cellular component: mitochondrial inner membrane. NCBI's taxonomy places the organism in Eukaryota, Metazoa, Chordata, Actinopteri, Pleuronectiformes, Pleuronectidae. The coding region runs from base 79 to 1977 and encodes 632 amino acids.